AAUGAUUUCGAAUCUCGUUCUCGCCCCCAAUGCGAAAUAGCUGAAACCUGAGAAACAGUCUCAGCUUUUUUGUUUCGAAGCAUCGAAAGAUCGAAACCCUAAGGUCCCCAAAUUCUCAAAUUCACAAUUCAAAUCUCAUUCUCGCCCAUCAUCAGGUUCUCGGUUGAUAUUCCAUCGCUGAUUCACCGUUGCCGUCACCUCGCCAUUGUCGUACUAGCCGGGAUUCUGUUUCAGGAAGUAUGAUGGCAUAAGGUAAAAAUCAAGACCGAAGUUUUGACUAUAAGAGAUGUAGAAACCAGAAUAUGCACAUUACUUCUUCAAUUCUCAAGCCCCUAAAUUGAUUUGGUUGCUUGAAAAUGGAAUCCGAAGCACAAAAGGGUACUGUAAACCCAUCUGCAAUGCUGGCCUCGCUGCUUAGUAGGAGAGCCAAGCUCCACGAUGAGCUUCGCAGCAUUGAAAGACAGGUUUAUGAUAUGGAGACAAGUUACUUACAGGAUCCUGGGCAGUGUGGAAAUGUAUUGAAAGGAUUUGAGGGAUUCUUGUCUUCCUCAAAGAACACUGCACUCUUGAAGCGGUCUAGAAAGUUUCAUCCUGAAGAUAGGCUCUUUUCAUUGUCCUCAGUUACCUCACAAGCGGCAGAAGAGCUUGCAGCUGGACGAGAUGAUGGGAGAUCUGAUUUUGGUCCUGGUCGUUCAAAAGGCGGAGGAAUUUAUGCACAUGGACCGGGUAAACCAAAGAGGGGAAGAGGCGGACCAAGAGAUGCAAAGAGACUAAGGCAUUCAAGUGAUCAAGACUUUGAUUAUGAAGAUGAUCCAGAUUUGAUAUUUUGACUGAGAAUGUUCGUGUUAAGUUUUCUAUUAAUCUUAAUGGGAAGAUUCUGUUCUGAUAGGUAGCGUUUAGUUUCUACGAGAGACAAUGGGGAUAGAAAUAAGGUAUUAAGAUUCAAGAUAGAAAUCAAAUACUCUAUCAUAUUUAAUGGAUGUGUAGUUGGUGCUCUCUAGUUGUGCGCAUAUGAACUAUUGAUAGUUCUUUUGGCAAGUUUAUGACAAUGUUCUUUCUAGUGUUAUUUGUACAAGGGGGAAAUAUUUUGCAAAGACAUUUUAUUCAGUAAAAUAUCCAUGCUCUAAUAUGAACUGAUUCAGA
Arachis duranensis is the source of this 1143-nucleotide messenger RNA. RefSeq lists its product as uncharacterized. The record is from RefSeq and is a predicted model, not a curated record. Gene Ontology annotation, cellular component: histone acetyltransferase complex. NCBI's taxonomy places the organism in Eukaryota, Viridiplantae, Streptophyta, Magnoliopsida, Fabales, Fabaceae. The transcript has 8 exons. The coding region runs from base 357 to 830 and encodes 157 amino acids.